AUGGUUCAACUCACAGAGGUUGUUGACGAGCACUUCCAGGAGGGCCAGGUUGGUCCCGAGGAAGACGACGACGACUACAGUGAUACCGACUCGGAAAUCUCAAACGAAUCGGAUUACGAUCCCUCCAACGAGACCCUAGGCGAGCGCCUCUACGCCCUGCGCGACAUCGUCCCUCCCCAGACCCGCCAGAGCAUCGCCAACGGCGUCAACAACACAACCGACGCCGUCAAGUCGGUCCUGUCCUUCGGUGGCAAGACUCUCUGGGUCAUCGCUACCUCCGCCCUUGUUCUAGGUGUCCCCUGGGCCCUCGCCUUUGCCGAGGAGCAGCAGGUCAUGGAUAUGGAGAGGGAGAUGAAGAUGCGCGAGAUGGGCGGCGAGAUUCUGACCGCUGGUGGCGCUCCUGACUCCCAGGGCUCUGCCGUCGCCCAGCAGGUUGGCCAGGCUCUUGGCAGCUCCGAGGCCAAGCCCGCCUUGUAA
This is a messenger RNA of Truncatella angustata, 477 nucleotides long. RefSeq names its product mitochondrial outer membrane translocase complex, subunit Tom22. The transcript has 2 exons. Gene Ontology annotation, cellular component: mitochondrial outer membrane. Lineage: Eukaryota; Fungi; Ascomycota; Sordariomycetes; Amphisphaeriales; Sporocadaceae. Bases 1 to 477 code for a protein of 158 amino acids. The record is from RefSeq and is a predicted model, not a curated record. Gene Ontology annotation, biological process: intracellular protein transport.